ACCAUCAGAUUCCUCGUACUUGUAAGAAUAAUGUAUUUCCCAGCUUCCGCAAACGCCGGAAACACACCACCAAAAUGCAACAAACCGACUCUUUCGUCCCUUCCACUGCCAGAUGAUAUCUCAGUGAUUUGCUUAGCGUACGUUCCAAGAUGUGACCACCCUUCACUCUCUGAAGUCUGCAAGACUUUCAACCAAAUCAUCGCUGCUUCCUCGGAGCUUAACCGCGUACGUUCACUCCAUAAAAGCACCGAGAACGUUCUUUACCUUGCCUUGAGAUUCAGUCGCGACCAAAAACCUAUUUGGUACACUCUCAAUCAAAAACCCUCCAAAGAAGAGUCUAACUCUUUGAACCAUAAGUUGGUUCCGUAUCCUUCUUUCCCUUGUCUGCCUUGUUGGGGGUCUAAUGUUAUUGUCAUCGGUCAAGAGAUGUACGUUCUCGGUGGAUGCAUCGACGGUGAGUUAACCACUAACGCUUUUGCUAUUGAUUGUAUAACUCGCACGUGUCGGUCUCUUCCUAGCAUGCGUGUUGCUCGUGGCUGCGCUGCUUUUGGUGUUGUGGAUGAGAAGAUUUAUGUCCUCGGAGGAUGUAACAAGAAGAAGUCGUCGAAAGAUUGGCUUGAGGUUUUCGACCUCAAGAAUCAAACUUGGGAAAGCUUUCCAGGUGUGUGCAACAAAAAUUUGCACGAGAUAACGCUCAAUAGUUUUGUGAUGAACGAGAAAAUUUACAUAAUGGAUCGUGAAAGAAGUUUUGUGUAUGAUCCGAAGAAAAAUAAAUGGGAGAGGCAAAGCUCGUUGAACAGUGAAUGGGUAGUUGGUUCGUGCGUUAUUGACUACAUGUUGUACACUUUCGGAUUUGAGAAAGGAAUUAGCGUGUACGAUCCGAAAGCUAGGACAUGGAGAAUACUGAAAGGUGUUGGUGAGGAUCUACCUGACAUGCGUGGUAUUCAAGGAGGGUCUAGAAUGGCGAACCAUGGAGGGAAACUAGUGAUUUUGUUUAAGCGUAAUGAAAGGGGGGAAACGAAGAUCUGGUGUACAGAGAUUGCGUUGGAGAGGCGAGGACAAGGAGAGCAUUGGGGGAAGGUUUUGUGGUCUAAUAUUGUAGCUAGUUUUAAAAACUCCCCCACCAUUGUUCAGUGUCUAGAUGUCAUCAUAUGAUUUAAUCAUGUAUGCUUUCCUAGUUGAGUAUGCUCGACUUUGUGUUUUAUCUCAUACCCUUUCUCUAAUGAA
Molecule: messenger RNA, 1227 nt
Organism: Brassica oleracea var. oleracea
Lineage: Eukaryota; Viridiplantae; Streptophyta; Magnoliopsida; Brassicales; Brassicaceae
Product: putative F-box/kelch-repeat protein At3g27910
Exons: 2
Coding region: 31-1155 (374 amino acids)
Molecular function (GO): protein binding
Source: RefSeq, a predicted model, not a curated record